GCACUGAAUAAAAUGAAGCAAAACAAAAUAUUUCCUUUAUGUCAAAGAUUUUAUGUGAAUGAAAAUGAAAUUUGAGACUUUUUAAUGUAAGAAUUGCAUUACUUAUUGCACAUUAGUAGCAGAAUAUAGAUCAGUGUGGUUGUAUUGGCAUUUUUACUGGGUUGUAAUGAAAGCUUUUCAUCCAGAUGUACCACAAUUCUGUGUUAGAGUUGUGAAAAAAACAAUUCUUUGAGGAAAGCAGUUCUAUUGAGGGUGGCGAGGCACUGGAACAGGUUGCCCAGAAAAGCUGUGGAUGCUUCAUCCCUGGAAGUGUUCAGGGUCAGGCCGGAUGGAGCUCUGAGCAACCUGGCCUGGUGGAAGUAUCCAUGGCAGGGGGUUGAAACUGGAAGAUCUUUAAGGUCCUUUCCAACCCAAACCGUUCUGUGAUUCAGUGACUUGAAUAUGCACUUGUGUUAGGGAAAACACCAUCCCUUGCAUUUGGCACGUGACUGUGGCAGCAUUUGCUCUUCCUGUGCUGCAUGUGUGGCAGUGUUGUGGCUUCUCUCCUGUGCACCAGGCAUCCUCACGUGGUUGGUUUCACAUUUAAAAUGAAAUCUUUAAUGCUGCAUAGUUGAAGCCUGUACUCUCACGGCAGUUGGUACCAGAUGAGCAUUCAGGUCUCUGGGUGCAGAGUGAACCCUGGCUGCCUUUCCUUCUCUUCCCAGCACAUGCUGGGGAACUUGGUUGUGUUUGAAUCAGGGAGUGAACAGUGCGUGAUCCAAACAAUCCACAAGGAAAGUCUUGUUACUGCAAAUACGACAUUUCUGAAUCAGCUGUUGCACAGAGAUGUUUGCUUGUCUGCUGCAUCUUGGGUUUUGCCUUGGGAAUGAAAACAUCGUGUCAGUAUUUCCCAUGGGAUGAGAGCACAAUUUUCUGAUCAUCUCUAGCUGUGGGUGCCUGAUUCAGACAGUAAAUUAUUAAAGAGAUAGAAAUGGCAGCAUUUAUAAGACAUGGUUUGUUAAAAGGUUUACAUAGUUGCACAACAGCAGGAGUUACUAGAUGCCUCUUUAGUUCACCCUGCCUAUGGAUGCAAGAAGCAAACUCAUAUAGUUUUGAUUCCUUGCAAUAGGAGGGUUGCUCUUUUUGUCCUGCUCCAAAAGGGAAGUUGCUCUUCAAGAAAUUAAAGGCAUGCAAAGGCCAGGAAUAAUUUCUUUGCCAAACAGCUGAUGAAGUCUAGACCCUGAGUGGUACCAGAGGAUUUAAAAAAAACCUGUUUGUAAACAGUAGCACUUUUGUUGUUAUUGUUUGUUUUGUUUUAAAUGUUGUGUCUUUAUUUUCUUUUUAAUUUUUUUUAUUUUCAACCCUGUUUUUGCCUUAUGUUCUUAAAUAUAAGAAUGACACUUGACAUGGUCUUGUUUAGGGCUCCUGCUUUCAAAGGAAACAGGGGUUUUACUGCAAGUUCUCUUUGAAGGGAUGAGCACAACAAUUUGUGACUACAUGCCUUUUUCUUUGCCUUCAUUUUCUGCAGUGCUGAUUCCUUCUGCUAAAGAUGGCUCAGAAAUGGGCAGCUCUGGCUGUGCUCCUUUUCUUGCCAAUCAAUCUGGUUGAAGCUCACAACAUGAGUGUAGAGGCUGGCCAUGAAGCUGUGCUGAGCUGCCCCAACGUCUCCAAGGUGACUUUGGUGCUGGUGACAUGGAAGAUGAGUUCCAGCAUUUGCCUCCUGUCCUACCGUAGGGAUCACAAUAAGACAAGCAGGGAGAACUGCAGUGAGAGGAUCACGUGGAAAUAUUCACCUGUCAGUGACCCUGCGCUUCGUAUUUACCCUGUGAACCUUGGGGAUGAGGGGAACUACACCUGUGAAAUUGCCAACAGUGAAGGGAAUUUUAAGUUUUUCACUUCUCUGACUGUGAUAGUCCCUCCUAUGGUGACUCUGACCCAGGACAAGAGCAGGGUGGCUGUCUGUCAGGCAUCUGCAGGAAAGCCACCUGCUGACAUCUCCUGGAUCCCUGCAAGCAGUCACAGCUCUGGGGAAGAAUCCCAUCACCCCAAUGGAACAGUGACCAGAGUUAGCUACUUGGGCUUGGCCAACAGCUCAUUUCCCUCUGUCACCUGCCUGGUCACCCACCCAGCCACGAACCAGACUCUGGUCAUGGACCUGAGAUACUCUUCCCAUGGGCUUCUCUACAUCCUGAUAGGAGCAGCUGCAGGUGUCAGUGCUGUCACUGCUGUGAUUUUAUGCUUGCUUUUCAGGUGCAGAGCUCGCUGGUUACGUAAAUGGGCACGUGGCCCGGCAGAACGCUUUACAACUAAAACCUACAAGUUCCCACCUUCACCUGCGAGAAGAGAAGCAGUCAAGCCUCCUGACUUUCUAGAGGAUAUUUAUGAGAAUUACAGCCCAAGAACUGUUUAUGUGUGCUUAUAACAGUGCAGGCACAAGUAGCCAGCUCAGCUAAUGAUACUCAGGUACUCGAACUUGCACUUCAGCUCUUAAGACCUUACCCACAAAAACCUCUGUCUUUCCUGACCUAAUGGUGGUGGGGCAGAAAGGCCCGUUUUAGUAAGUUUUUUUUUUCUCUUUCUCUAAAUGUCAGUACAGCUCUAGAAGAAGCUGGAGCUUUUAAAGAUUGAAUUAGGAAAAUACCUGAGUUUUGUUUGAAAGUGGACUCUGAUGUAUGUGCUGCCUUUCCUCAAAACAGCGAUGGACAUAUUUCUGUGCCAGAGUAAAAGACUGCUGGUGAAAAUAUAGCACUUUUCUUUCCAUUUUUCAACUGGAUUAUCUUUAAAGUUCUGUGUUGGAAACCAGAAAGUGACAUGGGGGACCUCAAAACACAGAAUGUCAAAGCAAUACAUCUAACAGAAAUGCAGAAAUAAGAGAGUUUUAGGGUUUUUUGGUGGUUUUGUUUUGUUUUGUGGGUAGAUGGUUGCACAUGACAGAUGAUGAUCUAGUAUUUGACAUAUUUGUUUAUUUUUGACUUUUUAACUUAUUUCUUUUUCAAUUAAUCUUUCUGUUUGCAUUGAUAAUGGAUGGAAAAUAAAACCAAUUUGAUAUUAUACUGGAUACGGAAAUGAGAAACAGCAAUGGACAAUUUUUGGACAUUCUUUAAAGUAAAUGUACAAAUAUGCAAAUACUUACCUGAAGGAUUUCUGUGGUUAUUUGUGUAAAUGUUUAUUGACCAGUUUCUGAGAAGCUGACAUCACAACAUGGUUUUACUGAGAACAGAAGUAUCAAGUUGUAUAAAGUGCAGGUGGUGGGCUUGUUUAAAACAAAGAAAAAAAAAGACA
Messenger RNA from Prinia subflava (tawny-flanked prinia), 3261 nucleotides. Its product is annotated as cell surface glycoprotein CD200 receptor 1-B-like. The record is from RefSeq and is a predicted model, not a curated record. Gene Ontology annotation, biological process: regulation of neuroinflammatory response. Gene Ontology annotation, cellular component: external side of plasma membrane. Gene Ontology annotation, molecular function: signaling receptor activity. The coding region runs from base 1529 to 2401 and encodes 290 amino acids. NCBI's taxonomy places the organism in Eukaryota, Metazoa, Chordata, Aves, Passeriformes, Cisticolidae. The transcript has 6 exons.